Ilex paraguariensis (yerba mate) is the source of this 291-nucleotide messenger RNA. The record is from the annotation of a GenBank genome assembly. NCBI's taxonomy places the organism in Eukaryota, Viridiplantae, Streptophyta, Magnoliopsida, Aquifoliales, Aquifoliaceae.
AUGGAUAUUGAUCUUGAAGACAGUGCUGAGGAGUUGAUAGUUGGUCUUGAUACCUUGAAGCUUGUUCCUAAUAAGAUCCCCACACCACCACCUAAGAAACAAUCUGCCAUUAGUACUCCAACAAGGACGCCUCUAAGGAUCCUUAAGAACCUCCGUGUCUGUGAAUUGUGGGUAAGUACUCCGGUGAAGACACCUCUAAGGAUCGCCGAGUGUCUAUAUAUCUGCAGUGAGUAUAACAGAUACAAUUCGGUGGAAGAUCGUGACCAAGAUUGUGGGGACGGUACUGAUUGA